This is a messenger RNA of Podospora pseudocomata, 2223 nucleotides long. RefSeq lists its product as uncharacterized. Lineage: Eukaryota; Fungi; Ascomycota; Sordariomycetes; Sordariales; Podosporaceae. The record is from RefSeq and is a predicted model, not a curated record. The coding region runs from base 313 to 2223 and encodes 636 amino acids. The transcript has 4 exons.
AGCGGAAUUAGUUGCGUCAAGAGCCUGAAGCUGGUGCACGCGCGGUGAGGCCUGUUUCUUCAAAGCCCGAAUUUACACAUAUUUUUCCUUCUCAUAUUUACCUAGACCAAGUGACUGUUUGUUGAGUUCUUCUUGCUGGGAAACCGUUUGUUGUGGCCGGCCUUGCAAUUUCAAUUCCUACCGGCCAUAUUUGUCGAGACCCGCCAUGACCCAUCAAAUCUCAUAGUGACGACACAGACUGAGAAACUCAUAGAAAACACAAUUACCAAGUCGUUAUUUGAGUGAACCUCGCUACAGAGGGCAUAUCUCAAGAUGACGAUACCACAAACGAAAGUCGCGACAGCGACAUCGGUCGCUAUCAGGGCACUCAGUUACUUCUUUUUACGAUGGGCUCUUGCUCCUCCAUUUCCCGCCCUUAUCUUUGCGUUAUUCGCUGUCUACCUGCCAUCAUUUGUGUCGGGAUAUCUGCAUGAGCCAAAGCAGGAACUAGUUGAUCAAGUUGAUGUCACAGUAACGGACAUUCCAAUCGAGGUUGAGGUUCCCGAGAAUGGCAGGAGAAACCGCGGGACCGAAAAGCUGGUGGCCGAACAGGUGGCUGUUGAGGAGACCCUCACGAUCGAAGACAGACCCCUGAACCCCUUAAAGACACUGCUCUCUGGUGCUCCCAACCCGCGGAGUUUGCUUCUGUCAGCUACCACGCUUCUCAUCAACGCUAUCUGCGUCGGCAUGGUCGCUGACCGUCUGUUCACCGAACGCUAUCACACUGGCGAUGACCUCUCUUUUGCCAGACUCGGCUUUGUCUCUGAACAUGAGGCCAAGCUUCUCAUUAGAGAGCCAGACCAGUCCAAGAUGCCCGUCACCGUCGAAGUACACAUCAAGGACCCGGUGGCGCCUUUUGACAACCCCCUGUGGCAGAGCGCUGGUGGUAUCAAGUUCACCACUAACGAAACCGACUACACCGCCGUUGUUCCCAUCCCCCUCCGGAACUCCAAGAUGCGCACCUACCAAUGGCGCACCUCGAACAACCACACCGGAGAGUUCACCACCCCUCCUCCCGUCGGCCACGCUGAAGAGGCCACCACCGGCCCCUUCACCUUCCUCUCCACCUCCUGCAUCGUCUCCCGACUCCCUUACUCACCGUUUGACCACCCCUUGGCCAUCCCAGGCUUCCGCUACCUCGCCAAGGUCCUCCCCACCCUCAACGCGCAAUUCAUGCUCUUCCUGGGAGAUUUCAUCUACGCCGACGUGCCCCGCUACUGGGGAAGUUCAAAGUCUGACUACAGGCAAAAAUACCGCCAGGUCUACGCCUCGCCCGACUGGCCUUCUGUCGGUCAAAAUCUCAGCUGGAUUCACACCCUCGACGACCACGAAAUAGCCAACGACUGGUCCGCCAACUCGACGGGCGUCUACAAGGCGGCUUUUGACCCCUUUGAGCACUACCAAGCAGCUGCUAACCCUCCCCCGGCACGCAGAGCAGGCGGCAUCGCCGCUCGCAAAUCGGCGACGUACUACUCCUUCACCCAAGGCCCGGCGAGCUUUUUCUUGCUGGACACGAGGACGUUCCGGUCGGAUAAUCAUCUUCCUGAUACAGCCGAGAAACAAAAGACUAUGCUUGGCCCUGAGCAGCUGGAGGACUUUUUGGCGUGGCUCAAGAAACCUGAGCCGAAAGGGGUCAAGUGGAAGAUUGUGGCCAGCUCGGUGCCGUUUACGAAGAACUGGCCGGUUAACACUCAGGAUACGUGGGGCGGGUUUUUGACGGAGAGGAGGAAGGUGCUGGAGGCGAUGUGGGAUGUUUCAAGGAGGGGGGUGGGGGUUGUGGUGCUUAGUGGGGAUAGGCACGAGUUUGCUGCGACCAAGUUCCCGCCGCCGGUUCCCGUGCUGGUGGAGGGAGAGGGAGAGGGGGAAGUCCAUGUGGAGGGGAGGGCGUGGCCGGAGGAGGCGACGGUGUGGGAGUUUUCGGCUAGUCCGUUGAGUCAGUUUUAUAGUCCGGUUGGGACUUAUAGGGAGAGGGAUGGGGAGGAUGUGAUGGUCAAGUAUAUUCAUAAGGGAAACUCCAAGUUUGGAGCGAUCACUAUUGAGAAUUUGGAGGGCGGUGAUCAAAGCAGCUUGAAGUAUAGGCUGUUUGUGGACGGGGAGGAGGUGUGGAACACGGUGCUUCUAUCGCCGAAGGGGGACCAGGCUCCGGCGAGGGGGUCGUUUUGGAGUAAGUUGAUUGGUGCUUAG